This is a messenger RNA of Sarcophilus harrisii (Tasmanian devil), 1332 nucleotides long. RefSeq names its product receptor activity modifying protein 3 (gene RAMP3). Gene Ontology annotation, molecular function: coreceptor activity. The transcript is spliced from 3 exons. Gene Ontology annotation, biological process: calcium ion transport; regulation of G protein-coupled receptor signaling pathway; G protein-coupled receptor signaling pathway. The record is from RefSeq and is a predicted model, not a curated record. Gene Ontology annotation, cellular component: signaling receptor complex; cell surface; membrane. Lineage: Eukaryota; Metazoa; Chordata; Mammalia; Dasyuromorphia; Dasyuridae. Bases 540 to 980 code for a protein of 146 amino acids.
UCUCCUUCCUCCUGCAGUCCUGUUUCGCUGUGGUUCCGGCUCUAACUCCCCAGGAGGAUCCCAGAAUAGCCAUUACAUCCUCUUCAGUCUCCAUCCCAUGCAAAGAAGACCUGCCGUGCGGGGAGGGAACAAACCACCAUCCUCCUUCCCCUCCUCCUUCCCCCUCCUCCCCCCCAAACAAAAAAGAAAAAGAAAUAGGAGGGUUCCAGUUCAUAGGCUCUGAGCGGCAGUCUGCCUCUGCUCGAGAGGCGGGGGCAGAGGGAGUCGUGGGAGAUCGCAAAUCGUUGGCUCUCCUCCCGCUCCUGCGCUCGGGCUGGAGAGAGUGGCGGGUGUCCGGGCGCAUCCACGCUGAGCCUGGCUGCUGCGCGCUGCUGUAGCUGCUCACCUAGCUCGGACCGCCUCGGACUCCCUCUUAUUCCCGGCUCCUCCUCCGAUCCUCCCCUCUCCGUCCCUCCUCUCCCCGCCUCCACGAGCGGGAGCCGGACCCUGGCUCCACUCUUCAGUGUCCCUUCUUUGGGAGCUUCUCCGGAACGAGCGCGAUGGAGCUGCGAGCGCGGAGGUGGCUACGACUUUUCCUAGUGCUCCUCUGGGGUACUUGUCAAAGAACAAGUGGUUGCAAUGAAACACUUAUGCUGGAAAGGUUGCCUGCAUGUGGCAAAGCAUUUGAAGACAUGAUGAAGAAAGUAGAUACAAAGAAUUGGUGCAACUUGACUGAAUUUAUCAUGUACUAUGACAAUUUUACCUCUUGCACAGAACUUGAAACCAACAUUGUGGGGUGCUUUUGGCCUAAUCCUCUAACAGAGAGCUUCAUCACGGGAGUUCACAAACAGUUCUUCUCAAACUGUACAUCAGACAAAGUGCAUUGGGAAGACCCACCAGAUGAAAUUCUCAUUCCCCUGAUUCUGAUUCCUGUCCUGUUGACAGUGGGGAUGGCGAGCUUAGUGGUAUGGUGCAGUAAACGGAAUGAUGUUUUGGUGUAGCCUGCAUUUUCCUUUUUUGGCUUUUGUUGUUUUCUUUCUUUCUUUUUCUUUUUCUUUUUUUUGGAAAAAAACCCAGCAGAAGUCAAGCAUUAGGAAUCAGCGGUCUAUGGCGGUUUUAGCUAAAUAGCUCCUAUGCAAAGGAAUUAUUUCUGGGUUUGCAAAGUCUCGAGGAAAAGCUGCCAUUUUGGAAUUUGGUUUGCAUCAUGAAACACCCAUUUUUAGUGAAGCAAAGACACUGGAUUUUAUCAGAUUUCUAAUUCUACCAGAAGUAAAAAUGGAAAUUUCUGGAGGAACUGACAGUAUCAAAGCUGCUGAAUACAAAAAAAAAAAAAGAAAGGCAAUCUGGGCCAGU